UUGAUAACCCUACACACUCCCCCGCUUUUACAAUACCGACCGCUAGAACAGCCAAACCAGUCACUCUCCCUAUUUUUCGAUACAAAAUUCGCCGAAAAUGCACCCCUCCGUCUCGCCUUAGCUGCUCAUGGGAUGCAAUCUAAAAUUUUUGACUCCAGUACUCCUGUGUCUGCCGGCAAACAUCCACGCGCAUCCCAAACUGCAGCACCCAUUGACCUAAUUGGCCCGAAAACCCAAGCCUCCGGCCAUGCAAGCUCAAAGGUUAAAGAGAGCGAGAUGGCUAGGGUGGUUUCUUCCCCAAUUGAUGACCACUCAGAAAACGACAAAUCUUUUCAGGGUAUCACUAAAUUUGAUCCUUUCCCAUCAGCUGUGGAAUCCACUUUUGCUGAGGGCAAAAAGUCGUCUAAGCCUCUCAGAUCACUUUCGCACGAUGGAGCUGAUCUUGUGCCCCAAAACGAGGGGAUCCUACCGCCUUUCUCACCUUCUCCGGCAUCACGAUCCCGAACAACAGCUACCAGGUCAAGUAAUGGUUCGAGGGUGUCUCAAAACUCUCGGCCCGCUAAUUCUACUUUGGAAGUGACCCGCAAACGUCCCACUGGCGUGGGGGAUGAGAAAACGUCUGCUAAAAGACGACGACUUGAGUCCCCGAAGAGGCCUUCUGGCACUUCCCCGAAGUCCAAGCCUGUUACCUUUUCUCCAUCUACUUCACGCUCGGGCCAGAAGAUUCACAAGAGCUCAAACAAAAAGCGAGGUCGUCUCCCAGCCCCUCCCGCACUCUCUGACCAGCUAUCUACUGACUUCGGCAUUGUCUUGGCUUCCCAACCGGAGCUAAAUCGGCGACCUAGGCCCACUCCACUUGCAAAGCACCCUCGCAGUUCGCCUCAUACAUCGCCCAUUAUCCCGGAAACAGACGACAUUCUCAGGGAAGCCGAAGGCGUUACAAUCCCUCCCACGAGAAGGGGUCGCGUAUCAAACAUGAUCAACGAAGAUGGCAGCGAAGAUACUCCAGGAACCAAUGAUCCGAAGGUCAUAACACCGAGAGCUGACUCCCCUCCAAAGUCGGCGAGCUUCGCCAUGACUGAGAGCGCAUUGGAGCAUAGCGAGCCGGUCUAUUCCCUGGGAACCAGUAUUACAUCACAUCUCUUUUCGAAGCAAACCGGUGUCUCAGAAGGUCCAAGCGGGAAAACUCACACAAUUCAUGUGAAGGUCGAGGACAGUCUUAUCGACGGCAACGACGGCACUCCUGAGGUUUCUAAGAAGAGGAAAAAUAAAAAGGCUCCUUGGGAGCAGCCAAACUUCCCUUCAUCUGACCCACCCAAUAAGUUUGAUAUCCGACUCCCUCCCGAGCCACGCUAUGCAGCGCCGCAAGUUGGUUUGAUGGACGGGGCAAUCAAGGAUAGCAAAGCUGGCCCUGCAAGAAUUGAGCCAAUUUCAGGUUCAGUGGACUUGAACGAAGUAUACUUUCCACUUUCUACUGAUGCUGCUCGAACGCCUGAAGAAUUGGGCAGGCUCUCGAAACUAGUGCUCCGCUAAGCCAUCGGAAACCUACUAUGCCACGAUCCCCAGCUCCAGCGAAGACUGUCUCGGAACGAGAUCGAUCCGAGUUGCACGUUUCCCGCUCGACUAAACGUAGCACCAGUUUCGAUAUUGGCAAAGAAACCCCUGGAGAACCUACGCGAUCUUUAUCUGCCGCGAUGGCCGUCUGGGAUCCCACUCACAAUACAUCGUCGAAUAAGGGGGGACUUUGGGUAAGUUGACUCACCCGCUACAGCGCUUCUUAUCGUCGUGACUACCUUGGCACCAAUCACAAGAACAAAAACCCUCCCGCU
Cantharellus anzutake is the source of this 1829-nucleotide messenger RNA. RefSeq lists its product as uncharacterized. The record is from RefSeq and is a predicted model, not a curated record. The coding region runs from base 133 to 1533 and encodes 466 amino acids. NCBI's taxonomy places the organism in Eukaryota, Fungi, Basidiomycota, Agaricomycetes, Cantharellales, Hydnaceae. The transcript has 6 exons.